Molecule: messenger RNA, 1403 nt
Organism: Cydia amplana
Lineage: Eukaryota; Metazoa; Arthropoda; Insecta; Lepidoptera; Tortricidae
Product: proton-coupled amino acid transporter-like protein pathetic
Exons: 8
Coding region: 292-1395 (367 amino acids)
Biological process (GO): amino acid transmembrane transport
Molecular function (GO): L-amino acid transmembrane transporter activity
Source: RefSeq, a predicted model, not a curated record
UAUUUUCAGGCAGAUCCCAAAAAGCCAACAAAUGUUUCGGUAGAGGCAAACAGGCCUGCUGCAACCCGCCCCGCUCGCCCAGACUUUGAGAUCAAAGCCACCGGAACAGAAGCGAAAAACUAUGACUUUGCCGCUGCGAGGCUUGCAUCAGGGCCCAUCAAGACCACUAAUAUUCUCGAAACGGUGGGCAACCUGAUCAAAACUUGCCUUGGAGGCGGCUCGGUCGGUAUACACGCGGCUUACAAAAAGUGUGGUCUGAUAUCUGCGUUCGUUAUCAAUAUCUUGGCUGGGAUGAUGCUCAUACACAGCAAAUAUAUUCUUGUGGAUUCGGCACAAAUCAUGUACGGACGGCUACACAUGUCAAGUCUCUCGUAUCCUGAUCUCGCUGAGGCGGUCUUAAAAACUGGCCCAUUCCCUAAACUGACUAAACGUGCCCACAUCUUCAGGUAUUUGGUAGACGCAACUAUCUGCAUAAACCUCUUUGGCUCUUGCUGUGUGUACUCAGUGAUAAUAGCUCGAACUAUAAAACAAAUACUGGAAAAUGCGUAUCUAGUAGGAGAGGAAAGCAUACGUAUCUACAUUGCCUGCAUGAUCAUUCCAUUAGUUCUCAUCGCAAUGAUUUUGUCUUUGAAGUACUUGGCGCCAUUUUCUAUUGUAGGAAAUAUAUUACUAUUGAUUGUGGCGUUCUCCACGAUAUACUACGGAUCUAAAGCUGCCACCAAGUCCCCUGCAGAGUUUCCUCUUAUCAAGGACGCAGAGGGCUUCUUCGGGUUUCUAGGAGUUUGCGUAUUCAGUAUGGAAGGGAUGGGCGUAGUGCUUCCAAUCGAGAACCAUAUGAGGGAACCGAAGAAAUUCCCUAGAGUACUGUGCAUGGGCAUGUCGGUGGUGAUUGGCAUAGUAGCAGCAAUUGGAUUUUUCGGCUAUUGGGGUUAUGGCGAGGAUUCCGUUACUCCUAUCACUAUGAAUUUUCCUUGGGCAAUUUUCCCUAUCAUUCUACGAAGCAGUUUGGCCUUGGUCGUAUACGUUACAUUCGCUCUCAACUUCUGGGCUCCCUUCAACCUGGUGUGGUAUUACAUUAAAGUCAGACACAACCCGGACAAGUUUUGGUGUGUGGAGCGGAUUUAUAGAGCUCUCAUUGUGAUUGGGCUUAUUCUGCUCGCCAUCGCGUUCCCGAAUAUCAACGCUUUCAUGGGAUUCUUGGGCUCAUUUUGCAUCUCGCUCAUGGGCUUCUUGUUCCCGUCGUUCAUCGAGCUGGCUGUCAAAUGGAACGACCCAGGUUUGGGCGCCUGCAAAUGGCGGCUGUACAAAUUCGGCGCCGUGUUCGGUUUCGGCGUGUUCUUGUGUAUUUUGGGAACGUAUUCCAAUGUCAAGAGCUUGGUUACUUCCAAAGAGUAGAUUGAAAA